AUGUGUAGUGUUUUCUUUUUAUCUCGAAUCGUGCUUGGUAACCCUAGUGCUGAAGAUGAUCGCCUCUAUAAACUAGCAGUACACCGAGACUUUUUCUACGUUGGUGGGGAGUAUGUAGAAGGACCGUCGGGCGGGAGCUUGAGGAAGAACCAAAUGUAUGUGGAGAGGUUGUCGACAGACCGCACACCCAGGCAGCCAUAUCCGCUGGUGCUCAUUCAUGGCAAAGCCAUGAGCGGGGCAAACACUUGGCUCAACACACCAGACGGACGACCGGGCUGGGCUUCGUAUUUCCUACGCCAUGGCUACGUUGUGUACAUCAUCGACCAGCCAACACGAGGUCGCUCUGCUUGGUUACCUGGUGACUUCGACAUGACCACGUUUUCCACAAACUCAAUCGCGCAGUUCUUCACGGGAGUUGCACAUUACAAUUUGUGGCCUCAAGCAAGCAAGCACACGCAAUGGCCAGGGAAUGGCACGAAAGGCGAUGCAGUCUUCGACAGCUCCUUGAUUUCCACCCUGCAGUUCCUCUUAAAGGACACCGAGGCACAGUUUCGGACACGCGACGGGCUCAUCGCAUUACUGGACGUGAUCGGAGCUGCAGUAUUAGUCGCACACUCCCAGGGGCGGGCUCUACGGAUGGUCCGUUGCCGAUGCGCGCCCUUCAUUGACAUCGCCAUGACCUACAACCCUCCCGUUUCAUCCCCACAUGAAAUCUCUAAGCUAAGGAUUCCAUCGAACGAGACGGAUCGCGAGGACUGUGUGUUGCAGGCGGAACCGGCUCGCACUCUGCCCAAUCUGAAGCAAAUCCCUGUGGUGAUAACCGUGAGUGAGGCAUCUUAUCACGCUUUGUAUGACCACUGCUCGGUGAAAUUCUUGCAACAAGCUGGCGUGAAUGCUGAGUUGCUGCGGCUGGAAAACAUUGGGCUGAAGGGGAACGGGCAUCUGAUGAUGCUGGAGGAAAACAACUUGGAGGUCGCCAAAGCAAUCCACGAUUGGAUUCAGUAUCAGACUUCAUGUGGACAUGAAAGACCGGCUUUUAGGGUUUUGUGA
Messenger RNA from Physcomitrium patens, 1050 nucleotides. Lineage: Eukaryota; Viridiplantae; Streptophyta; Bryopsida; Funariales; Funariaceae. The record is from RefSeq and is a predicted model, not a curated record.